Impatiens glandulifera is the source of this 3537-nucleotide messenger RNA. RefSeq names its product LRR receptor-like serine/threonine-protein kinase ERL2. Gene Ontology annotation, molecular function: receptor serine/threonine kinase binding; ATP binding; protein kinase activity. Gene Ontology annotation, biological process: hormone-mediated signaling pathway; protein phosphorylation. Gene Ontology annotation, cellular component: plasma membrane. The record is from RefSeq and is a predicted model, not a curated record. The transcript is spliced from 27 exons. NCBI's taxonomy places the organism in Eukaryota, Viridiplantae, Streptophyta, Magnoliopsida, Ericales, Balsaminaceae. The coding region runs from base 351 to 3329 and encodes 992 amino acids.
CGCUGCCUAGACGACGACCACUCCUCCUAUACCAUUCUCCUUUUCAUGACAAUGUGUAGGCCUUUUAAGAUGCACUCUUCUUACGACACGUGUCAUGCCCAUUUUCAUGUUAACGCUGAUCGGAAUCCGGCGACCAUACCACUGGAUUGGACCUGCCUUGUUUAUUUUUACAAAUUAAUAUGAUUUUCAAAUAAAAAUCUCUUUCUCCUCCUUUUUGGGUCUUCUCUGUCGCAGUCUUCUUCUAUCCCCAUUAACACAAUAUUGACGUACUACUCCACUCUCUAACAAUCCUUUUCCACUUCCACUAUAGCUACCUUUGUUUCUUCAAUCAUCUUCUCUAAUCGACGACAAUGGAGCUACUGCAUCUCUUACUCCAAAAAAUACUUUUCUGCACAGCAAUGGCAGUAUUUUUUGCCCUGUUCCCUCUUGCAUCUUCUGUCAACGAUGAAGGAAAAGCAUUGAUGUCUCUCAAGGCGUCUUUCAGAAAUGAAGCUAACAUGCUGGUGGAAUGGGAUGACACUCAGAAUGUUGUAGAUUUCUGUUCGUGGAGUGGUAUAGUCUGCGAUGAUUCCAGUCUUUCUGUUGUUUCUCUGAAUUUGUCUAAUCUGGGUUUGGGUGGAGAGAUUGCACUAGCUAUUGGUGACCUGAAGAAUCUGGAAUCACUAGAUCUUAGAGGGAACCGUUUAACUGGUCAAGUUCCAGAUGAGAUUGGAGAUUGCAUAUCACUUCAACUCCUGGACUUAUCCUACAAUAUGCUUGAAGGAGACAUUCCCUUCUCGAUAUCUAACCUCAAGCAGCUUGAGAUACUGAGAUUGAGGAGCAAUCAGUUGACAGGUCCUAUCCCUUCAACAUUAACACAGAUACCCAAUCUUAAUACUAUCGACCUUGCUACUAAUAGGAUUACAGGGGAGAUACCGAGGUUGAUAUAUUGGAAUGAAGUUAUGCAGUAUUUGGAUUUACAUCAUAAUCUACUUACAGGAACACUAUCCCCAGAUAUGUGCCAACUUUCUAGCUUGUGGUACUUCAAUAUAAAAGAAAAUAACAUCACAGGAACAAUCCCAGAAAGUAUUGGUAACUGUACAAGCUUUGAGAUUUUGGAUAUCUCAUACAAUCAGAUAACAGGAGAAAUUCCUUACAAUAUUGGGUAUCUACAAGUGGCCACUUUAUCCCUGCAGAAUAAUAAACUGACAGGGAAAAUUCCUGAGGUGAUUGGUCUUAUGCAAGCUCUUGCUGUUCUGGAUUUAAGUGAGAAUGAAUUAGUGGGACCAAUACCACCAAUUCUUGGUAAUUUAUCAUAUACAGGGAAACUAUAUCUCCAUGGCAACAAACUAACAGGGCCAAUUCCACCAGAGCUUGGAAAUAUGUCAAAGCUCAGUUAUCUGCAAUUAAACGACAACGAGUUGGAUGGUGGAAUUCCAGCUGAACUUGGAAAACUAAAGCAGCUCUUUGAACUGAAUCUUGCAAACAAUAAACUAGAAGGACCUAUCCCUCACAAUAUCAGUUCAUGCACAGCUCUAAAUCAAUUAAAUGUUUUUCGUAAUCGUUUAAAUGGGAGUAUCCCCAUUGACUUCUCUAGUCUUAUGAGCAUGACAUACCUGAAUCUGUCAUCUAAUCAUUUCAGUGGCAAUAUUCCUUUAGAGCUGGGGAGAAUAGUCAAUUUGGAUACCAUGGAUCUCUCAGGAAAUUUCUUCACUGGCUCCAUUCCCUCAUCUGUUGGUGAUCUAGAGCACCUUCUCAUCAUGAACUUGACUCACAAUCUUCUUGAUGGUACACUACCAGCGAAAUUGGGAAGUUUGAGAAGUGUACAAAUUAUAGAUUUAUCAUUCAAUAACCUAACAGGGAAUAUACCUGAAGAGUUGGGUCAGUUACAAAACAUUAUGUCCAUUAUAUUGAACAACAACAACCUGUUUGGAGAUAUUCCAUUUCAGCUGACUAAUUGUCUAAGUCUCAACAGCCUGAAUGUAUCCUACAACAAUCUAUCUGGGAUUGUUCCCCAGUUGCGUAACUUUUCCCGGUUUUCACUAGAGAGUUUUAUUGGAAACCCAUUCUUAUGUGGGAACCGGCUAGGACCAAUGUGCUGCACACACGCACCAAAAUCGAGAGCAAUUCUCUCGAGGACAGCUAUUGUUUAUUUUACUGUGGGCUUUUUCAUCCUAUUGUGUACGAUAAUGCUCACUCUAUACAAAACCAACAAACAAGCUCCCUUCGAAACAAAAUCUGAAAAGUGGAUGAAAUGUCCGCCCAAGCUAGUUGUUCUUCAUAUGGAUAUGGCCAUGCAUACCUACAAUGACAUAAUGAGCGUCACUGAGAAUCUAAGUGACGCGUACGUUAUUGGACAUGGUGCAUCCAGUACAGUAUACAAAUGUGAACUAAAGAAUUCUCGACCAAUCGCAAUCAAGCGAUUAUACAAUCAAUGUGGGCAUAACUUGAUGGAAUUUGAUACCGAGCUUACAACCAUUGGAAGCAUUCGACACAGAAAUCUUGUUUGUUUGCAUGGAUAUGCUUUGACACCUGUUGGGAACCUCCUGUUCUACGAUUACAUGGAAAAUGGAUCUCUGUGGGAUCUUCUUCAUGGGCCGUCUAAGAAAGUAAACCUGGACUGGGAGACACGGUUGAAGAUAGCCGUUGGAGCAGCUCAAGGGCUAUCUUAUCUCCAUCAUGAUUGUGAUCCUAGAAUUAUUCAUAGAGACGUUAAAUCAUCAAAUAUAUUGUUGGAUGAGAAUUUUGAUGCCCGAUUAUCUGAUUUUGGGAUUGCAAAAUCCAUACCAGCAGCCAAGACCCAUGCAUCAACCUGUGUUGUUGGAACCAUUGGGUACAUCGACCCUGAGUAUGCUCGCACGACUCGGCUAAAUGAAAAAUCAGACGUUUAUAGCUUUGGAAUAGUUCUCCUUGAGCUGCUGACUGGUAGAAAGGCAGUUGACAAUGAAUCUAACCUCCUGCAGCUGAUAGUGAGUAAAGCGGGCAAUAACACAGUGAUGGAAGCAGUUGAUCCAGAGGUUACUGUUACGUGUACGGACUUGUUCUAUGUCAGAAAAACAAUGCAGCUUGCUUUACUGUGCACGAAGAGUCAUCCUAGUGAAAGACCAACUAUGCAUGAGGUGGCAAGAGUUUUGGUCUCCAUUCUACCACCUCCAACUGCUAAGAUGUCGACGAAUCCAAACCUUGCUAAACCUGUUGACUAUGCAAGGUUUGUGAUCAACAGGGGAGGAUGGCCUGGUAGCCAGCCCCAGGCCGCUGACUCUCAUCUGCAGCUAGCUGAUGAAGUUGAUUCGUCUGAUGCUCGGUGGUUGGUUCGUUUUGAGGAACUAGUAUCAACAAAUACUGAAUAGGAUUUGCCUAUUGCUAACUAGCUACUGUUAGUUUCAACAAAAUUAGCUGGGCAUCUCUAAUUGUUGUGGCCCGCUUGGGUUUCGUCCCUCUCCCAUCUCAUUCUCUGAAACGUCGGUAAAUGUUGUGUUUUGGUUACGUGAAUUUAACUUUCUAUGCUAAAUUAUAUACUCUAAUUAAUGACCUGGUUAAUAUUGAAUUAAAGUCUCA